AUGCCUGGCACGCGUGAUGUCGUGCUUUCCCCCAGCUGGUUCGAGGAGGCAUUUGGUGUGCCGGAAGGGAGAUAUAAAGACAUGAGGAAUGACUUCGAGGCAGCAGCAGGCCUUCUGAUUUGCAAGAGCACCGGCAAGAUGUUUCAGGCUGGAACUUUGAGAACGCCAACACUCGCAAGCUUGAAAGCCCAGUUGGACACUGCCAGACAGGACGGACAUGGUGACUAUUACCAUGCCGGGGCCUUGAACUUCGAGAACGUGACCAGCGACUCGCUGAGCCUCUACCAGGACCCCAAGAACGCCAACGCCGUCUUCCAGGUCUGCUCGCUCUUCAACUGCCUGGAGACGACGGAGGGCCACCAGCCCGAGGAUGGGAUCACGCACUACUGCUCGAAGGCCACGCAAGGGGCCGCGUCGGCGAUCGCCUGCCCGGCAGCUGCCUUCUUCAGGAACUACUUCGUCCAUUCCACGGGCCAAGGGGCCUCUGGGAGACCCGUGGAUUUGCUGGAGGAGCUGGGCAACGUGGUGCAGAAUUCCAAAAACGGCUACUGGACGAUGAAGAACGGCCACUGCCUUCCGCGCGUGGACGGGAGCAUCGCGAGGCUGAGCCAGCGCCUGGCCACGAACCACGAGCUCGAACAUCAGGCUCGCGAGGCUGUCCAGGUUGGCGUGCACUGGGAGACGGAGGUGUGGCAGAUGAGUCACCAGGUCUGCCAGGUGCUCUGUGGCGCCUUACCUGUGGGCUACCUGAAGGCAGUCCGCUCAAACGAUUGGUCCGUCUUUGCCAAGGUGGUGCUCCAGGCGGCCUAUGAGGCCACGCUGACGGUGGCCUCCUGCCUCGCUGCCAAGAGAGGGGCCCGCGUCAAGGUCUUCUUGACGGCCGUCGGCGCCGGAUCCUUGAGCAACAGGGUCUCCUGGAUCGCGAGUGCCUUGGAGCGCUCCUUGGAAGAGUUCGCCUCGGAGCCUCUGGAUGUGGUCUUGGUGCACUUCGCUGCUCCCCAAGUGGACUUCGAAGAGCUGGAGGCGGGUCGGAACGGCUCCUCCAUCUCGCUGAGGCCUCUCACGCCCACGACGCCGUCCCGCCUCAAUGAGAGGCUCCGCGACUACGGAGUCGAAGAUCAGCCCGAGGAGGACCACGUGGCGGUGAUGAGGAAGGCUUUUUCACUCUACGAUCAGAAUGGCGAUGGCGUCUUGGACCGGGCGGAGUUCUUCACGAUGCUGCACAAGCUGGACGAGGAGUUCUUUACUCCUCACGUGGUCGACGUUCUGCUGAAGGAGGCAGAUGUGGACCAAGAUGGCAAAAUCUACUACCACGAGUUUGUUCGGUGGAUUUGCCAGGAAGAUGAGGACAUCGUGAACCGCGUCUUGCGCUGA
Molecule: messenger RNA, 1374 nt
Organism: Symbiodinium sp. CCMP2456
Lineage: Eukaryota; Dinophyceae; Suessiales; Symbiodiniaceae
Source: the annotation of a GenBank genome assembly